GUUGAGCGGAAACCGAAGUUAUAUAAACAACCUCCUACUUCGUAUUGGCCUUCUUGGCCACUUCUGCUCUUCCAGGGUUUUGGCCUCUUCCCCUUAGGUUCCACAGACCACAGGGCUCGCUAGCUUCGUUUCAUUUCUCAUACAUAAUACAUUGAACUAGGGUUAAAUGCUUGUAGAUUAGUACUCUUAAUUAUUACACUUGAAAAAUGUCGAAGAAAAUUGUCACGAGAAGAGAGCUUUUGGACCGAUGGAGGACCAUUGAAGAAGAAGACGAUGAAGAAAACGUAUUCGAUCACUCAAAACAACGUCACAUCCAACAUCUCAAAGAAAUAUGGUUCUCGGAUGCAUUCAACUUCUUGAUAUAUCUUUCAAAAGACAAUCAUAUUUGGUGUGGCAACUGGGAUAUAAUGGGGCCACUUCUAGAAACAUUCUACAAUUACUUUAAAGAUGAUCGGCAGGAUUCUCCUCUCAAGCUUCUGUGGAAAAGAAUUUCUGAAGAAUUACAAGAUUGCAUGCAAUGCAUCUGUCAGCAUCAUCAAGCAAAAGAAACAUAUGCCAUGGAGUAUGAGUUGAGCUCAAUUGGGCCUCUUCUUGAUGUUCUAUGCAGGCUUGAUGAAGAAAGGGUGACUAAUCAAUUGAAAGAGACGAACACAAGAAUAGGAAGCGGGAAGUAUGAUGCUGUGAAAGACAGUGCAAAAGUUAUUACUGUCAUGUAUGAGGUGUUGAUGUUUCCUGUCUUGUUGGAUGAUCAAUCUCUGGUCAAUGAGUUUCAAACAUUUAUUGAAGCAGUUGAUGAUUCUCAUGAACUUACUUUGGCUGGGCAUCAACAAUACCCGGGAGUUUAUGCCUUACUUUUCCUCAAAACUAGGAGGUGUCGCUCUAUAGGUUUUCGUUUAGCUGGAUACAUGGGCAAAUUGAGGAAUGCAGCAGAUUUGGAACCUUUGCAGCCUUUGCUCAAGAAAUGCAUCUCAUUUCUAGAAACAGAAGCCAUUCCUGUUAAUUCUGAGAGCUCAAGGCCAAGGAUGCAGCUGGAUCGAAUAACUGUAUGGCUUGGAAUCAAGGCACUGCUUGGGUUUUUAGAGCCUCAUGCAUUUGAAGAAGGGAUUUUGGAGCGUCAUCCGAGCUUUCUGAAUAUUGUACUUAACCAUAUCUGUGAUGAUUCCCUUGAAUUUUCUUAUGCAAUCAAUUGCCUUAGACUACUUUUCGAUAUGCUUGGAUGUAAACUUUGGUUAAGGGCAACAUUGUCACCAAGUGUAAUGCGUGACACACUACUUGGUCAAUGUUUUCAUACUAAAGAUGAAAAGAGCCACAAGGAAAUAUUUGAUCUUUUCCCACCUUUUCUUCAGUCUCUUGAAGCUUUGCAAGAUGAAGAACACAAGAAACAACGCAGGCAUUUUCUCUACUUUCUCCUACAUCAAGUCACUGUUAGUAGCAACUUCAGCAAUCUAAUGAGAAAAAAAGCCUGCCAGAUAGCUCUUCUCAUCAUCCACCGAGGCUACAAGAUGAAUCCCUCCUGUCCACCUUUUGAAUGUGCACACAUGUGGGGUCCUUCUCUAUUGGCAUCUCUCAAGGAUUCAUCACUCUACAGUUCUCUAAGGCAACCUGCUUUGGAUUUGAUCCAAACUAUCAUAGUCUCUGAUGCAUCUGCCUUAGUGUCUUCAAUUCUACACUGUCAAAUACACAAAAUUGUUGAUAGGAAUAUCAUUGACUUCAAAGAUGAAGAUGAGAAUGAAGGGUUAUUUGCAGAUGAUACUGAAGAAAAGGACACCAGUUGUUGGAAUGGAUUUAGUCAACAGAGUCAAACUACAUCAUCAGAAUAUGGGGCAUGGAUGUGCAUUCCAAUGCUAUGGUUUGAUGUUUUAGUCGAAAUUGAUCCCGUGAUUCUACCAAUAUCAUUUUCUAAAGCAGUUUUAUGGGGUUUAUCUCGUUUUUCUAUGGUUGAACCUGAAACUAUCGCUGACAUGGCACUUCCAGUUGGAAGUUGGUUAACUACACGUGCACCAGAAGUAUCAUGUCUAUUUGGGUGGAAAGCACCAUCUGGUUCUGAUGAUGGUGGGGAUGGAAAAGAGUCAAAGAAUUCAGUCAAAGUCUCAACAAUGUGCAUCCCAUUAAUCAGAACAUUCAGAAGGUUUACAUCCUAUUUUAUUACAAGAAUGGAGCAAGGUGAGCUUCAAAAGCAAUGGAGUUGGGAACCAAGGAUGGCUGAAAGCUUAAUCCUUUUGCUUGUUGAUCCUGAUGAUAAUGCAAGGCAAGUUGGUAGGCGAAUUCUUGAACAAGUUUCAAACACACGUGGCCUUCUUUCCUGUUUGCAGUUUUUGUGUUCAUGUUCAGCUUCAAUAUCAGCUGUAUUUCUAGGGCUCAGACAUGCUUGCGAAUUGCUUCUGUUGGAUUCGGUGCUACAAAGAUUUCAAAGUCUGCAUCAUUUCUUUUUUGUACUAUGCAAGAUACUUACAGAAGGGGUACAAUCUGGCAAAAAUGAGGGUAAUAGUAAUUUAAAGUUUUCAUCCCAAGGGGGAUUUUUACAGCAGCCUACAUUUGAAUCCAUGGAUGCUAAUAUCAAUGGAAAGUUGUCAAAGUUCAAUUCUGAACAUUGGAAAAAGUUUGGUUGCUUAUUAUCAGAAGUUGCAUGGCCAUCUUUUUGCAUAUGUUUGUCUGAAGGAAAGACAUUCAUUGACUACAAGAUCUCCCAGAUGACAUGUAUCAGAAUACUUGAAUGCUUACCUGUCAUUCUCCAAAGGCUCCAGCAAUCUAUGAACAGAAUACCAGGAGAUCCAGACAUUUUGGUAUCAAAAUCAGUUGGAUAUAAAUGGCUUCAUGAUUUGAUGUAUUGGGGAAAGUCUACACUUGCUGUUGUAAUUCGGUAUUGGAAACAAACAGUUCUUUCUUUGCUUGAUCUACUUAAGGAGUCAUGUAAUGAUAAAACAUCUGAUAUCAUUGCCAUUGAGAAACUUAUCCAAUCUGAAGACAUUCCGGUUGAUGAAUUAACCAAUCAGAUAUCAUGCCUUUCCGUUUCAUUGAAGAAUGCAUAUGGGGAAACAAACUUCAAUUCCACAUUAUUGCACAAAAGGAAUUCAUCCUCUGAAAAAGUCGAAGCUUUAGAUCUGGAGAUUUUGGAUUCAGAUUUUAGCGCCAAACCAGAGAGAGAAAGUGUGAUAAUUCUUUCAGAUGAUGAGAUCGAUGUAAAAGAUUCCAUUGACACUGUGAGUGUUUCAAGUCAUUCAUCAUUAGAUGGAGAAGCUAUGGGCUCAAAAACUGCUGAAAAAGCUUCACAACUAAAUGCAGCUAAGAACAUUUCUUUUAAGGUUCCAACUUCAACAACACAGGUGGAGGCAGAGAAUAAUGUGGUUGUGGACAGAGUAAGAUCAUCUUCUAUUUCUAUAGAGAAGUCUGUACAAGGCACAAGUAAAGGAAAAGGAAAAUCAUCCGAUGUGCAGAAAAAACCUUGUUUGGCAAAAUCAUCUUCAGAAAAUCUUACUUCUAAAAUGGAAAAUUCAGUUCCAUAUCAGCGUGCAUCAAGUUUGAAGAAUGUAUCUGAUGAAACUAGGGCUAACCAAGGUAUCAAAAAGAUUCCACCAAAGAGUGAUAAUAGAGUAAUCAAGGAGUUGGUAUUUGAUGCUAAAGAUGAUCCAUGGGAAUUUGCAUUAAAAUCCGCAAGGCAUCAUCAAUCACACCUUGCAAAAUUAAGUGGCCCAAAACGCCAGGUCAUCCAACUAAACAUGCCAUUUGAAAACCGAGCUUCCCAAAAUAGAAUGCGUGUUGGACAACAGAGGUUUAAACCUCUAAGACUAGACGAUUGGUUCAGACCUAUUUUAGAGAUGGAUUAUUUUGCUACAGUAGGGUUAGUUUCGUCAACUGUAGAAAAAAAUCAAACAGGGAAAUUAAAAGAGGUUCCUGUUUCUUUCCAAUCUCCAGAUGAUUACGUGGCAGUUUUUCGUCCAUUGGUGUUGGAAGAAUUAAAAGCACAGCUACACAGUUCGUUCAUGGAGUUGACUUCUUCAGAUGAGAUGUCAUGUGGAAGUCUCUCUGUGAUGUCUGUUGAAAGAGUUGAUGACUUUCAUGUUGUUCGUUGUGUCCAUGAUGACAAAGAUCUAGAAGGUUCUAGAAGCUGUGUUGAAAACGACCUUGUAUUGUUUACCCGACAUCCUUUUCAAAAAUCAUCUAAUGAUGUCCACAUGGUUGGAAAGGUGGAAAGAUGUGAAAAAGAUUAUAAAAGAAGAUCAAGCAUUUUAAUGAUCAAAUUCUAUCUUCAAAACGGAUCUUCGCGUCUAAAUCGUGCUAAAAAGCUCUUAAUGGAAAGAAGCAAGUGGUACAUUCAUCGCAUCAUGAGUAUCACUUCACAACUUAGAGAAUUUCAAGCACUUUCAUCGAUACACAGUAUUCCUCUCAUUUCCACCAUCUUAAACCCUAACAACCAGCCUAAUGUUGUUAAAUCAAGAACAAAUUUGAGCAAGCUCUCCCCAUCUUUACAGAAAGUUCUGGAAUCAUCAUUUAACGACUCUCAACUUCAAGCCAUAAGCAGUGUCACAAGAUCUAUGGGGUUGAAAAAUGAUGAUGUUCAUGAUCUAUCUCUUAUACAAGGUCCUCCAGGUACUGGGAAAACACGUACAAUUGUAGCCAUUGUCAGUGCUUUGCUUUCGUUGACCAAAGUCAACACUGGAACAAGAACUGAAAGUGGUGUAAAUGUAUCAAGACCUAAAGGGCAAAUGAGUCAAUCUGUUGCGAUUGCACGUGCCUGGCAGGAUGCAGCCUUGGCCAAACAACUGAAGGAUGUAGAGGAUAAAAACUCCAGACCUACUAAUGGUGGAGGAGGUAGAGUUCUGAUUUGUGCACAAUCAAAUGCUGCUGUUGAUGAACUCGUGUCAAGAAUUUCAAGUCAUGGAUUAUAUGGAAAUGAUGGAACAAUGUACAAGCCGUAUCUUGUUAGGGUUGGGAACUCAAAAACAGUUCAUCAAAAUUCUCUUCCUUUCUUCAUCGACACCCUCGUUGACCAACGUUUGACCGAGGAGAGUAAUGCUGGAGGUGAUGUGAAAAGUGAUGAUGCGGAUUCUCAUUCUUCUAAUGCUCUUCGUUUGAAGCUAGAAAAGUUGGUUGACCGGAUUAAGUUUCUUGAAGCCAAACGGGCUAACUUAAGCAAUGGAGACCCUGACUCAAAACAAGUUCUUGAAGGAGAUGAUGACGUGGACAUGAAGGAAAUGUCUGAUGUGGAAAUUGGGGUGAAAUUAAGAUCACUAUACAGUGAAAAGAAAUCAGUCUACAUCGAUCUCGCUGCUGCUCAGUUACGUGAGAAGAAAUCUUACGAAAAAACAAAAGCUUUAAAACUUAAAUUUCGUAAAUCGAUACUAAAAGAAGCUGAAAUUGUGUUAACAACAUUGAGUGGAUGUGGUGGAGAUCUUUACUCAGUGUGCUCUGAAUCCAUGUCAACUCAUAAGUUCAGCACUUCCUCUGAAUCUUCAUUGUUUGAUGCUGUUGUAAUCGAUGAAGCUGCUCAAGCUUUGGAACCUGCUACUUUGAUUCCACUUCAGCUGUUGAAAUCAAAGGGUAGCAAAAGUAUUAUGGUGGGUGAUCCAAAGCAACUACCUGCAACUGUUCUCUCUGAUGUUGCAAGUAAAUAUCGGUAUCAAUGUAGUAUGUUUGAACGUUUACAAAAAGCUGGACACCCUGUUACUAUGCUUACAAAGCAGUAUAGGAUGCAUCCAGAGAUAUGUCGGUUUCCUUCUUUGCAUUUUUAUGAUGGCAACUUACUGAAUGGAGAUGAAAUGUCCAACAAAGAAAAAGCAUUUCACAAAACAAAAGGCCUCGGGCCUUAUUUAUUCUUUGAUAUUGUAGAUGGACAAGAGCUUCAUGGUAAAAACUCUGGGUCCCUUUACAAUGAGUGUGAAGCUGAUGCUGCAGUUGAACUUCUAAGGUUUUUCAGGAGGAGUUAUCCAUUGGAGUUUGUUGGAGGAAGGAUUGGGAUCAUAACACCUUAUAGAUCUCAGCUUUCACUUUUACGCACACGUUUUUUGAAUGCUUUUGGGUCUGAAAUAAUGGAAGAAAUGGAGCUCAACACUGUUGAUGGUUUUCAAGGGCGUGAGGUGGACAUACUUGUAGUGUCAACAGUUAGGGCAGCGGGCCCACCUUCCGGAACAAAGGAAACAAACUCAAAAAGCAUCGGGUUUGUUGCUGAUGUCAGACGAAUGAAUGUAGCCUUGACUAGGGCAAAACACUCGUUAUGGAUUUUGGGAAACGUGAGAACGUUACAGACAAAUAAAAACUGGGGUGCACUUGUUAACGAUGCUAACGAGAGAAAUUUGGUUUUAUCAGUUAAAAAACCGUAUGUUUCUGUGUUUAACUCACUAAAGAGUAGUAAUUAUGUUCCAGAUAGUAAACAUGAUGUUUCGAGACAGGUUACUAAAAACGGGAAGAAGGCUAACAGACAUGAUGAACAGAGGAAAAGGUUUAGUAAUGAUGGUAAUUUGGGUUUGGGUGUAGAUAAAGAAAAGAACAAAGCAAAAAAACAAUAUGAUUCAUCAUCAUCAGCAGAAAAGAAACGCAAUGAUGAAGAUGGAGUGACACGUGAAAAAGGUGGAAAUAUGGGUGUGGAUAAAAAAAGGAAAGAAGAAAGUAGAGGAGGGUGUAGUGAAGUAGAAAAAAAGGGUGUUAGUGUUGAGGCUGUUUCUAAAAGGAAACACCAAAGGGAAGCUGUAGAAGCUCUUCUUCCAUCAGGCUUCAUAUCCACCACCACAAAGAAGCCCAAGCCCAUGAAAACGGUCCCCCAAUCAGAUAGAAGGUCUACUCCACCAGUCAUCAGACCCACCAAGACAAGAAAAGGUUAAAGUUAAAGAAAGCAGGUUUCGUUUGGAAUGGAAGGUAAUGUAUGUAAUUAGGGUGGAUCCCAAUUUUGUAAAGGGAAUCCUUUUUUUGGCAUGUUAUAUAUUUUGGAAUUUUGACUUUUGGGAAAGAAAGUUUGUUCCAAAGAAAGAAGCAAAAGCUGUUGACAGUUAGUUGUGGUUGUUUUGGGAGAUUUAUUAUAUGUGGAUUGAUGGCGAUGGAUUAGCAAAUCUGUUUUUAUCAAUGAUUGGAGGGGUGUGGGGCGUGGAGAGGGAGGCCCACUAGCCUUACCACUAUCUUGUUUGUUUAUUCUUUUCGUUCUGUCUUGAGCAAGUCAAUUUGCAUUCAAACAUGUUUAUUUUGUAAAGAGUGAGUAGUCUACUAAGAUUUAUGAUAGAUGAAUCAUUGAUUGCGUAAUGGGCAGAAAGUUUGUCAUUUUUAUGGUUUCCACUUGCAUUGGCUAC
Lactuca virosa is the source of this 7274-nucleotide messenger RNA. The record is from the annotation of a GenBank genome assembly. Lineage: Eukaryota; Viridiplantae; Streptophyta; Magnoliopsida; Asterales; Asteraceae.